Haliotis rubra (blacklip abalone) is the source of this 1053-nucleotide messenger RNA. Its product is annotated as delta-like protein 4. Gene Ontology annotation, cellular component: membrane. Lineage: Eukaryota; Metazoa; Mollusca; Gastropoda; Lepetellida; Haliotidae. The transcript is spliced from 7 exons. The coding region runs from base 190 to 1053 and encodes 287 amino acids. Gene Ontology annotation, biological process: cell communication. The record is from RefSeq and is a predicted model, not a curated record.
UUGUUGAUAGAUGCAGAAGUAGAAGACAAACCUAUUGUGUUGUACCUUUGGUGUUAAUUUAAAACGAGUGGGGGGAAAAAUAAGGAGGUGCAUAUAUGUUAUCCAUUUAGGUGGGCAAACCAGUAUUACAUUUCUGGACAUCAGCAAACAGAGGAGGGGGUAUCCAGUUGUCUACAACCCAAAAGCAUCAUGUGGAGUUUGAGCUACAUGCUUGUUGUGAUUUUCUUGUUUGUUUAUUUGUUUAAGCCCAGUACCAGCAGCGGGCGUGUCUCUGUACAUCUGCUGGAGUAUCACAGGUCAUCAGAUACAGGAUGCAAUGGAAGCUUGUUCUCAUCUAAUCCCUGUGACCUAAUGUUCACCGUCUGUUUCAAGGGGUUGUCCGGCAAAGAUUCCUGCACAAAGACGAGUGACCAGUACAAGGGCACGAGGGACGUCGCAUUUGGGACGAACAUUAAUGGCGGGAUAGCCAAUCCCAUUCUCAAGUCGUUCACUACCUUACAGACAGGUGCGGAGGUUGAGGUCAAAGUGGAUGAUGAUUACUGGUUGUCAUCAACACCUCUUCCUCUGGAUGACUUGAAGACCCCUCUACCGCCGUUUCACAAUGGUGGCACCGUCAACCUUACCGACAGCAAUGCAAGAUUGACACUGACCAUCACUGUGACCUGUGACCCCCACUACUAUGGACCGAACUGUUCUGUCCUGUGUAACCCAGGGUCAGCUGACCACUACACAUGUGACCCGGACGGGUUAAAACACUGCAUUAAAGGCUAUACCGGAAGUGCUUGCCAACAAACACCGUGCCACAACGUUGCCUGCCACAACGGAGGAAUGUGUGUUCUAGUAGGGUCAACAUUCAACUGUUCCUGUCCAUCUGGAUUUAGUGGUGUACAUUGUGAGACCACACCUUGUACAAAGAAUCCAUGUCAGAACCAAGGAACGUGUCAUGUUGUUGGAUCGAUAGCCACCUGUUCCUGUAAAGCUGGAUCUCAUGAACCCAUGUCAGAAUCAAGGAACGUGCCGUUUUACUGGAUCAAAGGUCACCUGUUCCUGUAA